Ruditapes philippinarum (Manila clam) is the source of this 4854-nucleotide messenger RNA. RefSeq lists its product as uncharacterized. The record is from RefSeq and is a predicted model, not a curated record. Lineage: Eukaryota; Metazoa; Mollusca; Bivalvia; Venerida; Veneridae. The coding region runs from base 220 to 2775 and encodes 851 amino acids. The transcript is spliced from 6 exons.
UAAAGGAUUUACCUAAAACUGUCAUGUAAUUUUAAAGAUGUUCUUGUGCAAAGUUGUCCAUAUAUGACAACAUCAUGACAUAUCAAAAUGUGUUGGAUAUAAAAAUACGAUAUGGACUUAUUUUAUAAACGGACCAGAGAAGUUAAUCUCGGAGCUUAGCUUACAAGACAUGCCAGUGUAUAUAAUUCUUUAAGUUGGAAGACACAAAGUUUGCAAGUCAUGGCUUCUUAUAGCCCUAAACUUUUAGAAAAGAAAUACAAUAACUGGGUUAAAUCUCAAUUAGCAGUGUUGAUUACUAAAGAAGGUAUUGAACCUUUUGUUUGCAAUGAAAUCAAACAAUUCCAAUUGAAAUGCUUAGAUGAUAUAUGUUACAGCAAUGGACUAUUUAGUGGGACUGUGUGUUCGAAUUGCUGUACGGAAAAUGUUAUUAAAUGUCCAACAAAUAGAAUAUGUAAAGUUAGACGUGGACAAUGCAGUUAUCAUCGAAAUGCUGCAACAAGGUAUAAUCCUGUCGGCUGCCCGAACAAGAUAUGUCAUAAUUUCACAACCGAGAUACAGAAUGCGCAUAGGUACUCUGGUCCAUCGUACAAAAACACCGAUGCUUCACAGUGUUGUAGUAGUUUCUGGGAAGUGGCGAAAUGCUUCAUGCCUCCAGAUGGGUAUAAAGAUAAAACUUCUGCAGCAGAAACAGACUUCAAUGGUAUAAUCAGCGUUAUUCUCAAUUACAAAGGCUUCCAGGGGAAAAUACAUGAGAACCUCAACAAUAAGACGAAUAUGUUUGAGGAGGCAAGAGAAAUUGGAAGAAAAGUGCGACAUUCUUCAACACUUGAAAUAGAGGAUACAGAUCUUCAAAACUACUUCAAACUAUUACAGAAUCUACUUUCUGAUAAAGUAUAUUUAGCUACAGACACGCAUGCACAGAAUGCUAAAAAGAAACUGACAGAGUUAGAAAGUGACACUUUAGUGAUUGGUAAAGAUGAUGUAAGAAAAGUACUAGACGAUGUGGCAAAGGCAAUUCAAGACAAGAUAAAGGCUGGAUUAGACGAGCAAUAUGACAGAAUUAAACUAGAUAUGAUAAAAAGAAAACAAGAUCUUCUAUCUCUGCAGUCACAAUUAAAAGAUGAAGCUGAUGCUUCUGUUAAAAGACUGCAUGAAGAACUGGACAAAGCAGGUGUGAAACUUCAUGAACAAGGAGAAAAAGAACGAGCAGACCUGGCUGGAUUAGGAGAGAUGUUACAAAAAGAAAUGAAAAUAGCAAAAAAAGACGAGAAAGUAGAAGAAUAUAUUGUUUCUCAACAAAGUUUGCAUCGUGAGGUUUUGAAGUCAGAUGUAAAAGCUAUUGAACAGUUACUAAAAGGCAGCGAUAUACCAAGCCAACCCUCAAUAAAUUUUGCUUGUCGCAAGUUUGGGAGAAAACAUAAAGUUGUGAAGGAUAUGUGUACAAAAGUGUGUACCUACAUACAAAAGACACAGCCUGACGUUAUAAAAUCUGUCUGGCCUUCAUACAGGUAUGUAAAGGAUGCAACCGUUGAGCAAUUUUCCGAAAAUGAUGUUAUCUUUGUCGUUGUAACACAAUCAGGAAAAAAAGGUAACAUCGAUAAUUCAAAUUACAAGCAAUAUAUGACAUAUAUACGUGAAUCAUCUGAAAUAAGUCAAGAAAGUAGAGAGGUAAACAAACUUGAAGCUGAAAAUACACCCUAUGAAGACAAAGGCAUAAGAAGAAAACAGAAAAGAAUAGUAAAGUGCAUGAAUGAAAAUGUUGACAAUUUGUUGGAGAAACAUAGUAAUAUCACUACAAUUUCAGCAAGUUUAUUUAAAUCAAGAAACUUUGAACUAGGAAAGCAUCACUUGGAGGACAAUUUGUGUAUUGUACUUUAUGUUCAUGUUAAAGGUUAUAUUCCAUUACACGAAGAACCAUUUAAUCAAAAGGUAGAUGAAUAUGACGUUGACGUACGCGAAUGUGUUUUUACACCUCUUAUGAAUGGUCCGAAGGACUUUCACUCCACUCUUAAGAUGGGCCUAGAAAUCGGAAUAACAUCAAAUCCAGAUGCACCUGGUGAAAAUGGAAAAUUUGGCACGAUUGGAUAUGUCGAGCCAAAAUAUUUUGUAACAUGCGCACAUGUUGUUAUGGACAUAGAUGAAAUGAAGAAAUUGUCUAAAAAACAAACAGAUAUCAAAAUAUAUCAACCUUUAGUGCAAAAAAGUCGUAAAUUAUGCGUCCGUGUUAUUCGUGCAGUUUACAGGGAGAAAACAGGCAGUAAUAAUGUAGGUGUAGAUGCAGCCCUUGUGGAAAUUCAGGGUAGAGAGUUCACUCCAAACGAGUUUCCACAUUCGGAUAUUCUAGGAGAACUAGGAUUGACAGCAGAUUUGUCAAGUAUUCUUCAAACUGGAGUAUAUAUCCCAAACCAUGCUAAAAAUAUGGAUGUUAUCAAAUAUGGUUGUGCAAGUAAUGUAACAAAAGGAGGUUACACGUUGGUAAGCCAUCCUGUUGUUACUGUAUAUGACAGGAUACAGCUUCGAAAUCAGAUAACAAUUUGGCCAAGAGGAAAGUUUGAGCACUUUGCUGCAGGAGGUGACUCAGGAGCAGUAGUAUUUGAACACAUUGACGGAAAAUUGUAUUCUACGUGUAUGAUAGAGGGAACAAUGAGUGACGGUAGAGCUGUAGCAACACCUCUAAUUGAUGUUCUUGUUGCUCUCGAUAUUAAAAGUCCAGAAGAUGUGAUCAAGCUAUAUGAAGACGAAGAUGGUGAAUCCGACAUGGAUGACAGCCCAUAAAAUCAUUAUAAAGACAUAAAAGAAAAGAAUACCACAGCCAGCAAAAUUCAAAACUCCAAAACACUACGUAAAUAUAUGAAUUUGAAAAUUAUCUAUCUGAAAAGCUAGGUGAUUUCCUGAAUUUCAUUUUCUUACUCGUACUUACCUGUAUUUGAAUGUCAAGUACAUUCAAGAAGAUAUUAUAUAUAUGUAUUUUCUAUCGAAUAACAGCAUCAUAUGAGUUCAUUUAGAUUUACACUUGUCGUCCUUCCGUGCGUGGAUGGGUGCGUGCAUUCUCAUAUAGUGUCACGUGAAGCUUUAAAAGUGCUUUAAAAGUGCUUAAAUUAUAGUAAAACAAUGUACAGGAACGUUGAUUAAGUUGUAAAGUUGUAAACCAGGGAUUUCGCUUGUGGUUUAAUACGGUUUUGUAUAAUUGCCCCUGACUUAGUAAACAUUGACAAUUUUGAACAUGUGACCCUCGUAGCUAACAAAGUUUUUGACCUGGAGUUAUGGAACAUUCCAAAAAUAUUGAUCAGCAUGUGCACUUGGGGUUUUGCUUGUAGAUUUAUUUAGUUUAUGUAUUUGUAUAGUUAUUAUCCCCUGUCGAUGGAAUCAAGAGGGGGAUAUUGUUUUCUUGUUGUCCGUCGUCCAUCUACACGACCAAAAUGAAUAGGGAAAGAGAACAAAAAAAAUAUAAUAAAACUCAUUCCGUAAAAAUAGAGUAGGGGCAUUUGACGCUUUAUUAAACGAUAGAAAAUAACAAAAGAAAUGGCCUCUUAUUUCAUUUUGGUCGGCUAUCCAUCGAGAUUUCCUUUUGCUAGUUUUUUAACUUUUUUUGCUAGUUGCUAGUUUUCUGCAACUACUGGCUGGAAUUUCACGAAACUUUAUGGAAACCAUCAAUACCAAAAGGAGAUGCGCAUAUCGUCGCCUUGUUUCGGUCAGACCUUCAACACAGAGUUAUGGCCCUUUAUUAUGCAUAUAGGGCAAUGAUUGUUUGCGCGCUACAUGUCGCUUUGUUCCAGCAAGACCCUUCACACAGAGUUAUUACCCUUGAUUAGUUAUGCGUAUCAAGCAAUUAUCAUUUCCACACUUCUUCUCUGCAACUACUGACUGGAAAUUCAACAAAACUUUAUGGGAUUCAUGAAUACCAAGGGGAGAUAUGCAAUGAUGUUUUCCAUGCCUUUUCUUUCAACUACUGACAGGGAUUAAAUGAAACUGUAUGGGAACCAUGAAUACCAAGAAAAGAUUUGCAUAUCGUUGUCUUAUUCAGGUCAGAUUCUUCAACUCCGAGUAAAGGCCAUCAUAUUAGUUGUGUAGCAUGCAUUUAAAGCAAUAUGUCUUUUUCUUUACAACUGCUGGUUUGAAUUCAACAAAACUUUAUGGGAACCAUCAACACAAAAAGGCAAUUUACAUCUCAUUGGCAUGACCAGAUAAUAAUAUUUAACACAAAUUAUGGCCCCUGUUAUUGCCAUGACAAUUUAUCAUGUACAAAGAAUAUAACUUUUUAUAUCGUGAUAAAUAUAUAAAUAAAGCCUCGUGUCUCCUGUUGUUGUUUCAGUAAUAACCAGUACUGGGCGGGGUAUAAAUUCAACGAAUAAAUGCUUGUCUACUUAUAUUUAUUUAGUUCUUUAAAAUAACAUUUAAUUGUAUAUCAUGUGUAUAAUAUGUUAUGCUUAGAGAUCAACUCUCUUUUGUAAUAUUUGUUAAAUUUAACUGUUCUGGUAAUAAACAAGGGCCUGAAUGCCUUCCUUCACUUUUGAAAUGUUUAGCUUACAUGAUUAUGUAAAGUUGUUUCACAGUAAUUUACGGUAUAUGUAUUAUAUUUGAAAGAUUUAUUUGUUUUAUAUAUUAUUGCACUGUUGAGUUGAAUUAUGCAUUCUAUUAAUAACAAGACGUGUCUUGUCAAAAUAAUAUCUACAUAUUAACUGUAACAAUUUUGUUAGACAAGCACGACUUUCUAAAGUGGAAAUGUAUAUCUUAAUGAAUGUUGCAGUUUAUUCCCUGUACAUAUCCUUCUUCAUUAUGAUUCACAUUUUUUGUUGCUUUGAUGUUGGCUAGGUUAUUAUAUAUUUAUACUUUCAACAGAUCAAUGCCCUGUUU